AUGGAAUCUACACUCAAAGUGUCUGCUGAAGACUUUCAGAAAGAUGUUGUGAAUAGGUACACAGAUGUGAUUGGAGAAAAGUUAGGAGGAAAAGUUGUUGCCUACUCGAAUCAAUGGUUUGCUGCUGCCGAGAAUUUAAUUAAAGCCAAUGCUCCAAUAAGAGAUGCUACAAAAUUUACAUAUGCUGGAGCAUGGUAUGAUGGAUGGGAAACCAGAAGGCACAAUCCGGAGGAAUUCGACUGGGUUGUGAUAAAAAUGGGAGUUUCAGCCGCAUCUGUGGCUGGAUGUGAAGUUGAUACUGCAUUUUUCAACGGUAACCAGGCACCAUUUAUAUCCGUUGAUGCAGUGACUUUAGGUUCAGAUGAUGAGUACAAGACAGCAAAAUGGGAGCAGGUGAUUCCUAAAAUGGCAUGUGGACCUUCGCAGAAGCAAUUUUUUGUUCGGCCAGAAGUCACUAAGCAGACUUUUACUCAUAUAAGGCUAAGAAUGUAUCCAGAUGGAGGGAUCGCCAGAUUCAGACUCUAUGGAAAAGUGUAUCCGAUCAUCCCUCAGGAUAUUUCCACUGUUAUCGAUACCGCAUCCUGUUUGCAGGGAGGAGUUGUAGUUCUAACAUCCGAUCAGCAUUUUGGAUCUGCCAGUAACCUCCUUCUUCCAGGAAGAGGCCAUGAUAUGUCUGAUGGAUGGGAAACUGCCAGAUCACGUGUUCCUGAUCAUAAAGAUUGGGCAAUUGUGAAGUUAGGAAGUCGAACGGAGAUUUCACGCAUUGAUGUAGAUACUGCUUUUUAUCGUGGAAACUUUCCAGAGUACAUCACUGUGGAAGCGAUCGAUGAUAGUAAUUCCGAGGCUCCUAGUCCGCAAAAUAAGAACUGGGAAGUUGUUGUGCCAAAAACUAAAGGAGAAGCAGAUAAGAUUCAUGAGUUUGAUUUGAAUUGUGGAAAAUCGUAUACCCAUGUGAAAUUAACCAUGAUUCCAGAUGGUGGUGUGAAAAGAGUGAGAGUGUGGGGAACGAUUGAUCCAAAGUAA
This is a messenger RNA of Brettanomyces bruxellensis, 1023 nucleotides long. RefSeq lists its product as uncharacterized. Gene Ontology annotation, biological process: allantoin catabolic process. Gene Ontology annotation, molecular function: allantoicase activity. The coding region runs from base 1 to 1023 and encodes 340 amino acids. The record is from RefSeq and is a predicted model, not a curated record. The transcript has 2 exons. Lineage: Eukaryota; Fungi; Ascomycota; Pichiomycetes; Pichiales; Pichiaceae.